Molecule: messenger RNA, 1182 nt
Organism: Naumovozyma castellii
Lineage: Eukaryota; Fungi; Ascomycota; Saccharomycetes; Saccharomycetales; Saccharomycetaceae
Gene: EPT1
Product: bifunctional diacylglycerol cholinephosphotransferase/ethanolaminephosphotransferase
Exons: 2
Coding region: 1-1182 (393 amino acids)
Source: RefSeq, a predicted model, not a curated record
AUGGGUCGUUAUGUUCCGGCAGCUAGUCUGAAACAUUUAAAAGCUUAUAGCUAUCAGAGUGAGGAUCGUUCUUUAAUUUCCAAAUACAUUUUAAAACCUUUCUGGUUACGAUUUUGUGAUAUUUUUCCGGCAUGGAUGGCACCAAACGUCAUAACAUUAUUAGGUUUGGGCUUUAUUAUAAUAAAUGCGUUGACAGUGUUAGUACUAGAUCCUAAUUUAAAUGAGGCAUCACCUCGUUUGGCAUAUUUUUCAUAUGCGGUGGGAUUGUUUCUUUACCAAACGUUUGAUGGCUGUGAUGGUGUUCAUGCACGUAGAACCGGGCAAUCUGGCCCAUUAGGUGAACUAUUCGAUCAUAGUAUCGAUGCAAUUAAUACAUCGCUUUCCUUCUUCAUUUUCUGUUCUGCAUCUGGGAUCGGAUAUACAUUAAAAAUGAUUGUUUGCCAAAUGGCGUUGUUGUGUAAUUUCUAUUUCAGUACAUGGGAGGAAUACCAUACUCAUAAAUUAUUUUUGAGUGAAAUCUCAGGUCCCGUGGAAGGAAUUCUCUUUAUAUCCAGUUCUUUCGUUCUCACGUCCAUUUUUGGUUCCUCCAUGUGGAAGGCUACAUUGAUUAAUUUUUCUUUGAAUGAGAAUGUUAUUGGACUCAAUAUCUUAGACAUUUUUUUGAUUUCCCUAUGUAUUGGGAUUGUUUUCAAUGUCUUUGCAGCCAGGAAAAACGUGAAAGAUUAUUACGAGAAUGAAAAGAACCAACAUCUACCGGGAAGUACAGUAGAUGAUGACCUUGACACCACUGCAAUGAAAGGUCUAUGGCCAUUCUUUUGUUAUUAUGCUCUAGUAUUUAUCCUGAUAGUCAUUGAACCAGCCUUUAUCUCCUUACCCUUAUUUCUUUCCAUUGGCUCUACUGUUGCCUUUAUGGUUGGCCGUAUUAUCGUAUCCCAUUUGACUAGACAGCCAUUCCCAUUCACACAUCUUCCAAUGUUUAUUCCAGUCCUUCAAAUGGUUUUAUAUUGGAUUCCAGUUAAGAUAUUGUCGUACGAUCCGUCGCUUAUCGUUUUUGCAUUGACUUGGUUUGGUUUUGGGUUGGCCUUGGGUGCUCAUAUAAUGUUCUUCAGUGAGAUUAUUUAUGAAUUCACCACUUACCUUGACGUAUAUGCUUUGUCUAUUAAGUAUCCCAAAUAUACCUGA